AUGGCUAUGGCCGGGUGCAGGGCUGCCCCAGUGGCGGCAGAGCUCCUUGGGGCCGCAGCGGCCGCGCCGUCGCCGUGGCCGGUACGCCGUGCCAGGCAAGCCGCCGCCUGUGGGGCCGUUGUUGGGCGCUUGGCGGCGGCGUUGCAGCGCGCCCUCGAGCUCGAGACGCGCGUGGAGGGCCUCGCCCUGCGCCACGCGGUGGCUGCGGGCGAGGCUGCGGCCCUGGUGGCCGCCCGCGCAGCCUUGGUGCCCGAUUGCGGCGUGGCGGCGGCCGCGAGCGGCAAUCCCGAGCCGAAGGUCGCGGCGGCCGAGCUCGUGGAGCGCCUGGCGCUCGUCGCGCCCGUGCUCGACGCGGGCGUCCGCGAGACGGGCGUGAUUGCCAUGGAGGUGGGGGGGCGCAACGUGGCGUGCCACCACCCUGCGCUGCCUGCGGCGGCGGCGCGCGCGAUGCCGCAACGCGAGCUCAAUCGAGUUCAGCAGGAGGCGCGGCGCGCAGGCGGAGGUGAUCGGCAGAGCAGCGGCGACGGCGGCUGCGUGGAGGUCCGCGCCGCAGUCGACGCCCAAGCCGACACCCAGCACGACGCAGAGCCCGCUACCCAGCCCGCGCCGCCAGACGACCGGGGCGGCGAGCUGGAGGGCGAGCACGGCGACGCAGCCAUGAUUGUGCAGAGGCAGCCGUGCGGCACCCGCAGGCUAGCAGCGCUGGUGCUCAGGGAACACGUGGUCGCGGGUGCUUUCGUCGACCUUGAGACGCAGCUCGUGGAGCUGAUGGCCGCCGUCAGGCCGCUGCUGGACCCUGCCGCGAUUGCCCGAGCUCCCGCCAAGUGUCCGCGCGAUGCUGGGCGGGUGCCUGGUCGUGCCAAGACGCAGUCCUCGGUGGGCGGCUGGGCGCCCGAUCGCGCCGAGACGCAGUCCGCGGCGGACGAUGGGAUGGGCUUGCCUUGUCGUGUCAGGACGCCGCCUUUGGUAGACAACAAGAAGGUGUCCGACGUGGCCGGGGACCCGCCGCUCUCGCCGGCCAGCGGAGGCUCGAGCCUCGCGGCCGCCCAGGAGCGCCCCACCUACGCCAGCAAGGUGGAGUUGAUGCUCUCGUUGGUGGGCUAUGCGGUCGGCCUCGGCAACGUCUGGCGGUUCCCCUACCUGGCCUUCUCGAACGGCGGCGGCGGGUUCCUGAUCCCCUACACGCUCGCGCUGGUCUUCCUGGGCCUGCCGCUGUUCGUUCUCGAGCUUGGACUGGGCCAGAUGCUCCGCCAGGGGACCCUGGGCGUGUGGAGGAAGCUGGGCGUUCCCCGUCUGCAGUGCGUUGGCAUGGGGGCUACGCUUGUCACGUUCUUCGUCUCGCUGUACUACAACGUCAUUUUAGCUUGGACAGUGUAUUACAUCGGACGAACGAUCGCGUCCUUCGGGGGCCCGCUUCCUUGGAGCGACGAAAUCGAAGGCUUCCAGUGCAAAGAGCAGGUGCUCAUAGUCGCUGCGAACAUGACUCACCUCCCACUCAUCGUCGAGUCCACUGGCCUCUUCAACCAGAUGUACAAGUCCGCGUUCUGGUGUCCCGAAAAAGGCAUUCCAGACGCGACGACGGAAGUACCGCCUGGAUAUGUCAGGCUGGUGGAGACCCCGAAGCAGUGUCCCGCCCAAGCUGCUGCACAGUUCUGGGAGGAGCAGGUGCUCUGGCAGAGCAGCGGCAUGGACGACCUCGGGGGCUUCCAUCCAGGAAUGGUGGUCUCCUUCACGAUCGCGUGGAUCUUGGUCUACGGCUGCAUCUGCAAAGGGGUCGCGUCGAGCGGCAAAGUGGUCUACGUCACGGCCACGUUGCCCUACGUUGCGCUGGUGGCCUUCUCCUUCCGGGCGAACUCCCUGCCGAACGCGGCCGCCGGAAUAUACUUCUUCGUCAAGCCAGACUUCAAGGUCUUGCUCGACACGAGGGUGUGGUUGCGCGCCGUCACGCAGAUCUUCUACUCGCUGGGUGUGGGCUUCGGCUCCAUCAUCGCCUUCGCCUCGUACGGCCCGGUGAGCAGCAACUUCCCCAGGGACGCUGGAACUGUUUCGCUCAUCAACUGCGGCACGUCGAUAUUUGCAGGAUUCGUUGUCUUCCCGAUCUUGGGUUUCCUCGCGCUGGAGCUCUCUGAGACGGACCCGUGCAUCGACGGCAGCAACUUGGAAGGCCUAGAAUCCGUGGGAAUCUCGGGGACCGGCCUGGCCUUCAUUGCCUUCCCGAUCGCCAUCUCGCAGAUGGCGGGGAGCAGCUUCUGGGCCAUGCUGUUCUUCGUCAUGCUAUUCUGCCUCGGCAUCGAUUCGCAGUUCGCCAUGUGCGAGAGCGUCAUCACAGUCUUAAGCGACGCCGGUGCGGAUAAGUGGCUGACAAGAAGAUUGGGCUGUCAGUUCUCCAAAGGGAGAUUUGUUUUCUUAUACUGCGCGAUCAGCUACAUGAGUGGGCUGAUCUUCUGCACCCGUGCAGGGGUGUACUGGUUCAACUUGUUCGGCCUGCGGACUAUUCAUGCGUUGUGGGACUCUUUUUCGUCACGUUUCUGGAAUGCGCGGGGCUAA
Molecule: messenger RNA, 2547 nt
Organism: Prorocentrum cordatum
Lineage: Eukaryota; Dinophyceae; Prorocentrales; Prorocentraceae
Source: the annotation of a GenBank genome assembly